Molecule: messenger RNA, 884 nt
Organism: Centropristis striata (black sea bass)
Lineage: Eukaryota; Metazoa; Chordata; Actinopteri; Perciformes; Serranidae
Gene: akap14
Product: A-kinase anchoring protein 14
Exons: 1
Coding region: 102-632 (176 amino acids)
Cellular component (GO): cAMP-dependent protein kinase complex
Molecular function (GO): protein kinase A regulatory subunit binding
Source: RefSeq, a predicted model, not a curated record
UUACAACAACAAAAACAAAUGCAGACAACCGCUUCCAGGGCUAACAACUUAAAUCCUCUGAUUCUCCUGUAUUAUAUGCUGCUAAUUGUUACAAAGACAACAUGGGAGAGGAGGGACGUUCUUCAUUUAAUCCGAAUUUAACGACAGAAUCUGCCCAACUUGUGAAAACUUUGCUGGAGAGACAACAGCACAGUGUAUCGGAGGAGCAGGAGGAGGAGGAGGACUCUCCUGGCAGACAGAUGGAGACUGUUCACUGGGUUUCUAGCGAAGACUUUACAGUCGAAGUGGGGAAAAGGCAGAUUGAAGAGUAUCUUCAAACCUGGGAGCUGCAGCCCUGUUGGCUUCACAGUCUGGACUUCCUCAGCUCCACCGAGGAGCAGCACAGUACCUUCUACCACUACCGGGCCCGCUUCAGUACCCCGACCUCACGGAGGCCGGUUCAGGGGACAGCUAGGGUCUAUUUCGUCGUGGACAUAUCGAAAGUGAAACCCCAAACUCUGCCCGCGGAGGUGCACUUCGUGGUGGAGUCCAACAGGCUGGUGCACAGCCCCGGGAGGACCAGGUUCAGAGAGGAGUGGCUGGAGGACGUGAUUGAAAGCAAGACUCUGCUCCGAAGAGCGGUCAGCCUGUGAAACAAGUAAACACCACCGAACCAGCCAGAAAAACACGGUUUCUCAAAAUACUAACCUGUGAAACUAGAAGCGAUAAACCCCACCGAAACACCCAGAAAGAGGCGGACGGUUUCUGGAUGCUUCCCAAACACUCACCUAGUGUUAACUUACACUCAAAGAGCUGGCUUUGAGUUGUCCGUCGUCCGGACUACUUGGACUUCAAAUAAACUCUCUUAAACACAGUAAAUUACAAUAAAUGCUAACUUAACUAGC